Messenger RNA from Ficedula albicollis (Collared flycatcher), 5134 nucleotides. RefSeq names its product RIMS binding protein 2 (gene RIMBP2). The transcript has 19 exons. Gene Ontology annotation, molecular function: protein binding. Bases 86 to 3298 code for a protein of 1070 amino acids. The record is from RefSeq and is a predicted model, not a curated record. NCBI's taxonomy places the organism in Eukaryota, Metazoa, Chordata, Aves, Passeriformes, Muscicapidae. Gene Ontology annotation, biological process: neuromuscular synaptic transmission.
AGUGACCCAAGAACGAGAUUUGGCUGUAAGGGGAAAACACCAGCUCCAAGCCAAGCUGGAGAACUUAGAGCAGGUCCUAAAGCACAUGCGAGAGGCUGCGGAGCGGCGGCAACAGCUGGAGCUGGAGCAUGAGCAAGCCUUGGCUGUCCUCAACGCCAAACAGCAGGAGAUUGAGCUGCUGCAGAAGGCUCAGGUUGAAGCUAAGAAGGAACAUGAAGGAGCAGUUCAGUUGCUAGAGGCCAAGGUGCGGGAGCUGGAGGAGAAAUGCCGCACGCAGGGCGAGCAGUUUAACCUGCUGGCGCGGGAGCUGGAGCGGUUCCGGCAGCAGGCGGGCAAGAUCGAGCUGCUGAGCGCCCCCCUGGCCCCCCCAGAGCUGGCUGCCCCUCCUGCCAAAGCCCUGGGCCAGCUGAUGAACGGGAUCGCCACCUCCAUAGGCAAAGGUCAUGAAAGCCCUGCUGGAAGUCGCUGUGUGAUUUCAGAGUUCAUCCGACCCCUGCAGAUCUCUGGGGACAAACCAGAGCAGCUCUCUGUCAAACCCACGUUCCUGUCCAAGGCCAGAUCUGGGACCCCAAGAUGCAGAUUUGAUUCAGACAUGGAUAAUGAUCAGAAUUCCAAUACCUCAAAGCAGAGAUAUUCUGGGAAAGUCCAUCUUUGCAUUGCCCGUUACAGCUACAACCCCUUCGAUGGACCAAACGAGAACCCAGAGGCGGAGCUCCCUCUGACGGCAGGAAAAUACCUGUAUGUGUACGGGGACAUGGACGAGGAUGGCUUCUACGAAGGAGAACUUCUGGACGGCCAGAGGGGCCUGGUCCCUUCCAACUUCGUGGACUUUGUUCAGGACAGCGAGGCGGCGGGCAGGGAGCCGGAGCAGAGCCUGCAGGGCCGCGCGGGGCCGGCGCCGCAGGGGGACGCGCUGGCCACCAGCCCCCCGAGCCACGCGCUCAGCAACGGCGCGGGCACGCUGGACGUCAACAUCGACGAGAUCGGAGCAGACAUCGUGCCUUACCCCCGGAGAAUCACCCUCAUCAAGCAACUCGCCAAAAGUGUCAUUGUGGGCUGGGAGCCGCCCCUGGUGCCGCCCGGCUGGGGCACCGUCAGCAGCUACAACGUGCUGGUGGACAGGGAGAUCAGGAUGAACGUGGCGCUGGGCGGCCGCACCAAGGCGCUGAUCGAGAAGCUCAACAUCUCGGCGUGCACCUACCGCAUCUCGGUGCAGAGCAUCACCAGCAGGGGCAGCUCCGACGAGCUGCAGUGCACCUUGCUGGUGGGCAAGGACGUCAUCGUGGCCCCCUCCCAGCUGCGCGUGGACAACAUCACCCAGAUCUCUGCCGAGCUCUCCUGGCUCCCCACCAACAGCAACUACAGCCACGUCAUCUUCCUCAACGAGGAGGAGUUCGACAUUGUCAAGGCUGCUAGCUACAAGUACCAUUUUUUUAAUCUGAAACCCAACAUGGCCUACAAGGUGAAGGUCAUGGCAAAGCCCCACCAGAUGCCCUGGCAGCUUCCCUUGGAGCAACGAGAAAAAAAGGAAGCCUUUGUGGAGUUUUCUACGUUGCCAGCAGGUCCUCCAGCUCCACCCCAGGACGUGGCUGUCCGGGCAGGCUCCACGCCAGGGACCCUCCAGGUGUGCUGGAAGCCCCCAGCCCUGUCGGCCACAGGGACAUCCCACGGUGCCAGCGUCACAGGCUACGGGGUGUAUGCCAAAGGGCAGCGGGUGGCAGAGGUGAUGCUCCCAGCAGCCGAGGGCUCGCCGCUGGAGCUGCUGAGGCUGCGCAGCCUGGACGCCAGGGAGGUGACGGUGCGGACGCUCUCUGCACAGGGGGAGUCCCUGGACUCUGCUGCUGCUGCCAUUCCACCUGACCUCCUGGUGCCUCCAACCCCUCACCCCAGAACCCCCAAAUCUAAGCCAUUAGCAAGUGCCGGAGCCCCAGAAACCAAAGAAGACCAUUUCGGCCCCCACGUGAGGAGGGACGAGUGGGAGCAGACUCGCUCGGCGUCCCCCGCCCACGGACACAUGCUGGAGCCCCCCAGCCUCCACGGGCCCCUCCAGGGCAGGAGAUCUCCGUCCCCCAACAGGAUCCUGCCCCAGCCUCAAGGCACCCCCGUCCCCAACACCGUCGCGAAAGCCAUGGCGAGAGAAGCUGCGCAGAGGGUGGCAGAGAGCAGCAGGCUGGACAGGAGGAGCGUGUUCAGCGACAGGAGCAGCACGGCCCCCUACUCUGACGAGGAGGAGGACGGCUACGACUCCCCCAAGGUCAAGAGAAGGGGAGCCUCGGUGGAUGAUUUCCUGAAAGAGUCAGAACUUGGGAAGCAGGCUCACUACUGCCCCGGGGAUGAGUACCACACGGAGAGCAGCCGUGGCUCAGACCUGUCAGACAUCCUGGAGGAGGAUGAGGAGGAGCUGUACUCGGAGAUGCAGCUGGAGGAGGGCGGCCGGCGGCGCCUGAGCCUCACCUCGCACGGCGCGCUCAAGCUCCUGGGGAAGGCAGCCUCGGCGGGACGGCCGGACAGGGCCGAGCACGGGCGCAGGGCGCACGGCAGCGCGGGGGCACCGAGGGCGCGGCCGCUGCUGGUCCCUUCCAUGGAUGGCUACGGCGGUCAUGACCAUCUUUCUCCAGAUAUUUAUGAAGAAUCUGAAACAGAUCCUGGCACAGAAGAUCUCUCCACUCGAAUAUUUGUUGCACUCUUUGACUACGACCCCCUGACGAUGUCCCCAAACCCCGACGCUGCAGAGGAGGAGCUGCCCUUCAAGGAGGGGCAGAUCAUUAAGGUUUACGGGGACAAGGAUGCUGAUGGAUUUUACCGUGGAGAAACCUGCACGAGAAUUGGCCUUAUCCCCUGCAACAUGGUGUCAGAGAUCCAGGCAGAGGAUGAGGAGAUGAUGGAGCAGCUCCUGAAGCAAGGCUUCCUUCCUCUGAACACUCCCAUCGAGAAAAUCGAGCGGGGCCGCCGCGGGGCCCGGCAGCAGCAGCAGCAGCAGCAGCAGCAGCCCGUGGCCACCAGGAGGAUGGUGGCUCUCUACGACUACGACCCCAGGGAGAGCUCCCCCAACGUGGAUGUGGAGGCCGAGCUGACCUUCUGCACUGGGGACAUCAUCACUGUCUUUGGUGAGAUCGAUGAAGAUGGAUUUUACUAUGGGGAGCUCAAUGGACACAAGGGGCUGGUUCCUUCCAACUUCCUAGAAGAAGUGCCUGAUGAUGUUGAAGUCUUUCUCUCCGACGCUCCCUCGCGCUACGUCCACGACACCCCCAUGCGAUCCAAGGCAAAAAGGAAGAAGAGUGUUCAUUUCACACCUUAAUAAGGCAAUGUAGCCUUCACGUAAGUGAGCAACUGAAGAUACCAAUAGAGAUUUCAAUUAAAGCUACCUGGCUAUCUAAUGCAAGUCUUGAAACUUAAUUGUGGGGAACAGAAAAGAAAUAUGUCUCCAAACCCCUUGGCCACAGAAGAACGGGCUGAAUGCCUUUGCUGUACCCAGACAAGUCCACUCCUUCUUUAGGAGACAAAUCCUUAAAACCAGGAGCCCUGAAAUCCAUCACCUCCCUUGGUGCAGGUCAGCGUUUGGAACAUAUUUCUUCCCGAGCUCAAUGUUUAUGUUUACAUAGAGAGGAGAGUUUGAUGUCUAAGCACCCUGCAAACAAAGCUGCAUAUUGCAUUGCUAGCCAAGCUGGGAUGUAAAAAUUCCAAGCUCCUGAGUGCAGAGCAAAGCACAAGCUGCAGCCCCUGCAGGAACUGCCCUGGCACUUUGCACGGGGAUCCUUGGCUCUGGAGCUCACUGCACUCAAACACAGCUUCUGCGAUUGUCUGCCUUAAAUUGUGCUUUCCACAGUCCAUUAUGCCCCAGUUUGCCUAAGACCAACUAUUCAACACUUCUGAAAAGACCCCCUCCCUGUGGUACAAUGCACUGGGGUUUUCCUAGGAGUGUCAUUUGCAAUGUGAGCACUGUUUGGUUUACCAAUGCAAUAAAAGUCUGACCUGAACAUGCAGCUCACUGAAUGAAUGCAUUAGACUCGAGAUCUGGUAUCUUCAGGUGUACGUUGGGGUGCUUUACCAAGUUGUUUUGUUUUCUGUUUUGUUUUGUUUUUUUUUUUUUCAUUAGAAUUAGACCUUGAUUUAAAAUCAAAGUAGGCUUGAAGCCCCUUUGCAUAACUCUCUGUUGCACAACGAGCCAGUAAAUUGCUGAUGUUUUGACUUGGACUGCAAGCUAGCAGGCCUCCCUACAGCAUGGAUUCUGCUUUGAAAAUAUCACCUGAAUUGGUAGCAACCAUUCUGCCAGCUGGGCACUGUAGUUAGGAUAGGCUGAGUAUAUGUAAUUUUAGCAUUUUCAUCCAAGUGCUUCUGAUGACUGAAAAAAAACAAAGCUGUUCAAAAUAUUUAGGAAUGCUGUCAUCUAACAGCCUCAUAGCUGCAGCAAACACAUCAAGCACUCAGGGCCUUUAAGCUUUCUUUGAUUGCAAUUAAGGUUCAUUUUUAGCUUUUUCUUUUUCCUUUUUUUUUUUUUUAAGCCAGUGUGCCAUCUUCUCUAAUCUGUACAUAAAGUUUGCUAGCCAAUUUUAAAGAAAAGGCAUUUAAAGGACAUUAAAAAGUAAGUGAUCAUGUAGCAUUUUAAGUCAUUUCUUCUGAAAAGAGUUUGGCUUCUAUAGAUUGCUAAUCUGUAGUAAUUAACACGUUUAUUUUUCUUAAAUCUAUAGCUAAAAGUAUCCCUCUCCAUUUUAGUACUAUGAGAGUACUGAAAUGAAAAACCAAAGCCAGUUUUGUGGCUUUUGUGGCCAGAAUUCUGGCAAAGCAAGUGUAUCCAACUUUUCCUUUAAAAAGGUAUAACCAAAACUGGGCUUUAUCCGUGGGUUUUCUAUUUCUAUAAUUUUUUUUUCUCUAAAUUGAUGUAUUUUCCAUAAGCCCACGCAGUAUUUUAAGGCAGAGAGAAGAAAGAAACCAGCCCUUUUGUUUAAGUGGGGAAUGGGACAAGUGCUGUUGCCAAGUUUCUUGCUGCUGACGGCUUUGAAGCUUUCAAAGAUUGAAUAAAUGAUAACAAUGUACCUACUAGGUUCCUCCCGAGAAUACAGGUACAGCCCGGAGAGCAGCAUCCCCCCCAGCUCAUCUCCACCCCGGGUCACCUCCGUCACCUGUCCUGGGCUCU